CUAUCAAAAUUCGAUAUCUAUGCCGGAUUGACUGGACCAAAAAAUUCAGUGGAAUCAGUAUUAUCGAACGGGUUUCUAUUAACAAAUGGGCUAAUCAUCAGAUCAACAAAUGUUAUUCCUGAGAACAACGACAAUGAGAUUAAUAAAAAACAGAAAAUUGUUGGUGCAAUACUACUUAAUAAUGAAACAUUUGAGAUUGAUUUGUCGAAUAACUAUGAAAUCAUCAACAACUUCAUUUUGAAGUUCAAUGAGAAAUCCUUGAGCAUAUUCAGGUUGAUUCACCCCAAACCAGACUUGUUAGUGAUUGGACUAGGGAAAAAAACAAGAAUGUUGGAUCAAAGCAACAAGAACUUCUUCAAGGAGUUGGGCAUCCAGCUCGAGGUGACCAGCACCUUGAAUGCCUGCAAAAACUUUGACAUACUCUCAACUGAGAGGAAAGACCAGAUAGGAGCCCUCCUCCUCCCACCUAACGUCUAA
Ascoidea rubescens DSM 1968 is the source of this 477-nucleotide messenger RNA. RefSeq lists its product as uncharacterized. The annotation marks the transcript as partial. The transcript has a single exon. Gene Ontology annotation, cellular component: mitochondrial inner membrane. Gene Ontology annotation, biological process: mitochondrial respiratory chain complex I assembly. Lineage: Eukaryota; Fungi; Ascomycota; Saccharomycetes; Ascoideales; Ascoideaceae. The record is from RefSeq and is a predicted model, not a curated record.